UCUGGAGUUGGAUUUUCUCUCAGACUUUAAGAGCCACGUUUUUGCGGUUUCAUCUGUUACAAUUUAAUAUAAUUUGUAUUUUCUUAAUCAAGUCAACGACAAUAAUUUAAUCAUGAUUCCAACCUUCACUGAUGUUCAAGAAUCUGACCAGUGCGAAGAGCUUCGAGACUAUUUCAAUUCACUCGGUGCCAACCUGACUGAGCAGGAUGAGGAAGGUUUUCUUAAGGAUUUGACCAAAAUUAUUGGAGUUUGUGAUCUAUGUUUCAAAGAGGAUAAAGAUGCGGAUAAGCAGUCUGUUUUAAACAGUAUUGUUUCCUUGCUUAUCCAAGUACCGCAAACCGAUCCGAUAUGCAGUGAGUUGGUGAAUGCUUUCUGUGCAAAACUGGUGGAUGUCUCAACUCCUAAUAAUGCCUUGAUUUGCAUCAAAAUUUUACAAAAUCUUUUUGAAGGCACUGGCGAAAACCCUAAAUUAAACUAUGAUAUUUAUUAUAGUCUUGUUAAAAUUGCUGGCAGUAUUGGUCGAAUCGACUUAGUUUAUGAUGAUCUGCAUAAAGUUCGAUCAACAUACAACAAGGACAAUGUCGGAUUAGACAAAGUUCAAAAAUUAUUGAGGCUUUUGCAUGAAGUCUUGCUCAAAGAUGACAGCCACGAAGCAUCUAAAGUGAUGAUCGAAUUGUUAGGAACCUACACUGAGGCCACUGCAUCUCAAGCACGGACCGAUGCUCACCGUUGCAUCGUUUCCUUCAUCUCGAACCCAAACACUUUUCUAAUGGAUCAUCUUUUAACCCUCAAGCCAGUCAAAUUCCUUGAGGGCGAGGCAAUUCAUGAUCUUCUCACUAUUUUUGUAUCUGAUAAACUCAAUGGAUACAUCAAAUUCUAUAACUCACACAAGGCUUUGAUUGAAAAUUCAGGAUUGUCCCAUGAACAGAAUCUGCAUAAAAUGAGACUGUUGACUUUCAUGCAGAUGGCCGAAAACAAGAAAGAACUCUCUUUUCAGACCAUCAAGGAGGAAUUACAAUUGGGAGAUGAAGAUGUAGAGACAUUUGUCAUUGACGUUUUGCGAACCAAGUUAGUAAAGGCAAAAGUAGAUCAAGUUAACAAAAAAGUUUCGGUCACCUCCACAAUGCAUCGAACAUUCGGACGACAACAGUGGCAACAAUUACGAGACACUCUAACCCAAUGGCAAGCAAAUCUUGCCCAUGUCCACAACACAAUCGCUUCCGCAAUUUGCGCCCAGUAUGAAACAAUGACUCCAAUCAACCCUAAUCCGAUACCUUCUUAGGCGAACUAAUUGUCAAUAAAGAUUCCAUCAAGGUUUAAUAUAUUA
Tetranychus urticae (two-spotted spider mite) is the source of this 1327-nucleotide messenger RNA. It is a transcript of the gene eIF3m, whose product is annotated as eukaryotic translation initiation factor 3 subunit m. Lineage: Eukaryota; Metazoa; Arthropoda; Arachnida; Trombidiformes; Tetranychidae. Gene Ontology annotation, cellular component: cytoplasm; eukaryotic translation initiation factor 3 complex. Gene Ontology annotation, biological process: cytoplasmic translational initiation. The record is from RefSeq and is a predicted model, not a curated record. Gene Ontology annotation, molecular function: translation initiation factor activity.